UUAUACUCGAUUACUAUAUUCGUACUUAAAUUUAUGGCGGACAUUUUAAAUGUAAACAAACAAUCGUUGAGUCGCUAAGCCCAAGAGAGAGAAAACUUUCUUAAGCUGAGCAAGUUUUGUAACCCACAAGAAGGAUGACCGUUGAAGCCCUGAGGGACAUAUUUAUUGAAUGUCAAGAUUCACAGAAUCAGCACCAGCUGGUUAAAGCCUUUAAAAAACUUUACAAUGAAGUGCCCUUUGACACAUUUUGGCCGGAAUUUCUAUACCUGGUGAAGCACCCUUUGACAGUAUAUGACAGACAACCAGCUGUAGAGAAAACAAUUGAGUUCUUGUCCAAAGCUGUUACUGAGCUGGCAAUUGCACAUGCCAACACAACCGGUCAAUCUGCAAAGAAAAAGAAAGAUGACAAAGAAGCACAGAAAGAGGAUGAUGCUUCGGAUGAAGAGGAAGGCGAUAUGCAUCCCCUGCUGAUGAAUUUUUUUGAGUUUCUCCUUGAUGUUCACUGUGCAAAGGAUAAAGGCAUAAGAUUCAGAGUGUGCCAGUUGGUCACCCGAUUGCUUCAGAAUCUUGGUGAAGGAGCCAAAAUUGAUGACAGCUUGUAUGUCAGGAUUUAUCGUUGUAUGGUGGAGCGCCUGAGAGACAAAUUUCCUCUUGUCCGAGUCCAUGCAGUUUUAGCUCUUACAAGACUUCAGGAUCCAUCAGAUGAAAACUGUCCAAUCACCAAAGCCUAUAUCAUUUUGAUGACAAGAGAUCCAAAUGUAGAAGUGAGAAGAAUCAUCCUCACUUGCAUUGCGCCAUCCACAUUCUCUCUUCCUGCCAUCAUUGGACGCACCCGUGAUGUCAAGGACACUGUCCGGCGGACUGCUUACACUGUCAUUGCUGAGAAGAUUCCUCUGAGGGCUUUGAGAAUCGAACAGAGAAUUAGACUCUUGCAAGAUGGUCUCAAUGACAGAUCAGAGAUGGUUAAAGCUGCUUGCUCCAACAAAAUGCUUCAAGCCUGGCUUUGUGCCAGUGAGGGCAAUGUCCUGGAUUUACUGACCAGACUAGAUGUUCAGAGCUCUUCAAAGACUUGUGAAUCAGCACUCAAGAUUCUGUUCAAGAACUCAAGUGUUUUUAAAGUUAUUGAACUGUUUACCAUCAUUGAUGAGAAAGCUCUUGUUCCAGAGGAAAAACUGACGUGUGAAAGUGCCUUCUAUUGGCGCAACGUGGUGCAGUAUGUUCAGCAGGCUGGAAAUGAGUAUGAUGAACAACUGGACAAAGUCAGACCCAACUGUUUGGAUUUUUGUGAUUAUCUGGAAGGAGUAACAAAACAGCUGAUGAACUGCACAGACCUUGACAAAAUGCUCGACAUAGAAUUCAUGAUUCAGCAACUUUUACAGAUCCUCCUGUGCAUGGAUCUGUCUGAUCAAGCAAGCAGGAAAAGGGCAGAGAAACUUUUGAGGAAUCUGUUGCUGUCAGACCAUGUGGGUUCUUCUCUCGUGGAUCACAUCUUACCUUGCCUUGGCCAGCUCCAUACAGACACAGAGGAACUGGUCAACGUUGUAGCUGAGAUCAUCUCUGAGAUCAGGGAGCCCAUCACAUCUGUCGAGAAAGAAAUCUCAAAAGCUGACCGCAGAGAUUUAGAUAAAAAGAUUGCUGGUAUCCGAGUGAAGCUGAACCAGCUGAGGGAAGAACUCGGGGAGUGUAUUGAGAAGCAGGAUUUCGAGAGGGCAGCUCAACUAAAAACUGACAUCUCUAACCUAGAUGCUGAACGAUCCUCUCUAUUGGAAGAGACAGAACCCAAACUGGAGGAAGUACGCACCCAAAGGGAUGACCCUCUCACAAUGUUGAAAUGCAUUACCGUUGUUUGUGAGCUGCUGACUUCACCCAAGAUCAAAACAUUGACAUCUACUCUCCAGAUGCUUAUGGAAGCUCAGGUGUUACCAGGAAUGACCAACGAAGAAGCUGAAGUGAGGAAUGCUGCUGUCAAGGCAAUUGGUCUUUGCUGUCUCAUUAAGAAAGAUGUCAUCAUGCAGCAUUUGCCUCUUCUGUUGCAGGCCACCCAGAUGGACACUCACCUUGUCAGAACUACUGCUAUGCAGUGCAUCUUUGACAUUGUGCAUGUGCAUGGCUUGGACACCUUCAGUGAUGAGGGGAAUGCUUCCAGUCAGGAAACUAACAAGUCUUGUGCAGAGAGUGAAGCUGACCACACAAAUGUCACUGACGCAUCAGAGCUGGCUGACUCUACUGUCGGCUCUGUUAAUGAAACUGCCGAUGAGACAAAGGAUGCAACUGCUGCCAGUGAAAAGACUGGGUGGAGUGAGACAGCCAGUAAAAUCAUUGCCAUCCUAAGUGCAUAUUUAGAUAAUGAGAGUUCAGAGAUUCGUAAUGUGGCUGCGAAGGGGCUGGCCAAACUCCUGUUGUCUGGCAGAGUCAUCUCCCCCAAGCUGGUGUCUCACCUGCUCCUGCUGUGGUACAACCCCAUGGUGGAGGAAGACGAGACGCUGCUCCAGUGUCUGGGCAUUUUCUUCCCGCUGUUUGCCUUCAGCAGCAGCACAAAUCAGGAGGUUAUAGAAGAGGCUUUCCUGCCCACUUUGAAGACUCUUCUUAAGGCACCAUCCACAUCUCCUCUGGCUGAGAUAAACGAGGGCAAUGUGUCCAACUUUCUGGUAGAACUCACUAAUGCCCAGCACUUGGCCAUUAACCAACAGUCUCAAGUGGAGCUGACGGACAACCCUUGUCACGACAGCCUGGCUGUGAAGCUGUGCAAUGAGGUGCUGUCCAAGCCAGACUCUUUCAACGUGAAGCUUUGGCUGAAGGUUCUCAACCAGCUGUUUCUCAGCACUGACAACAUCAUCUUGCUCAAGGAUCUGUGUACCAUGUGUGAGGACAUGGCCAUUGUUAUUACAGAGAAACAGUGUGUGAAACUUUUGGAGAAAUUCAGAGAAAAGGUGAAUGACCUGUAUGACUUCCUGAAAGAGAAAAAUACCCAACCGACAUCAGAAACGGGGAAUGUUGGUUCAAAUGAAGAAAGCUCUCCGACGGCUGAAGGAGAUGACAUUGUCCAAAACAUGUCUGGCCUGAAAAUCAAUGAGGAGACCAGUGGGAACCCAGAAGUAGCUAAUGACGUAACCCCUGUCGUGGCUCCAUCUGCACGGAAGACACGAGGCAAAUCUUUGAAAACCCCAAUGUUGACCAAAUCAACACAAGGUUCCAGGUUAAAAAGUGCCUUAAAAUCUGCCAGCAAAAAGUUGGACUCAAGUGCCCUGGACGACAGUGUUUUUGCCACCCCCGCUCCUCUCAAAGGUUCAAGAUUGGCGUCAGAUGUUGAGGAAGCAAGAGUCAAUUUGGAAAACCUGCUGGUGGAGAGUAACAGCAAAACACCAGGAAGACCUGGGAAAACACCAAAAACUCCUAAAAGGCCGCUGCACAGCAUUCAGGAUCCUGCUUUCACUGGCUGAUGUCUCCUACAACUUGUCCCAUGCUAUUAUUGUUACUUACUAUGUCUAGAUCAUUCAUUCUACUCUUGUACGCGCACUCACUUACAUUUAUUAAAUUGUAACAUUUGGCUCAUUAGAAAAUGGAAUAAAUGCAAUUGUAUGCUUUUAAUGGGAGAUGUACAUGAUACGAGGAAAAUUCUAGGGGUUUGACUUUCUUUCAAUUUUUAAAGGUGAUAUAGGUUGAUUAUCGACUAAUUAGAAGAAUUAGGACGGAAUUUUUAAAGUUUUAUGAAAAAGAUGGUCUCCGUGGCAGACAUCUUGGAUUUUUUGCCAUGUUGCGAGGACAGACGUUUUCCACAGAAAAUACUGGAAUAUAAGCCUCAAACUUGGCACACAAAUACACAAACCUGGUUGAUCGGCUGUGUCCGCCCGGCUGUUUGUUCCGUAAAUUAUUAUUUGAAAUGCGGCAUUUUAGCCCAAUGUUGACCGUCAGAGUGAAUCAGAACAGGAUCUUAUGGGUCACUUUAGUAUAGUAUAUUUCUGUUUUCUUAAAUUAAAACAGAGGGGGAUCGUACACGGAGAGAUCUUAGGCGGAGACUAAAUCAUAAGAUGUAAUCCUCAUUUUUCUACUUACUAACUUUCAAAUUUGAUGACGAUCGUGUAACAAAUAAACUGUCAAGAGCUUUUUUUCAAAUUU
Messenger RNA from Aplysia californica (California sea hare), 4116 nucleotides. RefSeq names its product condensin complex subunit 3. Gene Ontology annotation, cellular component: condensed chromosome; condensin complex; cytoplasm. The coding region runs from base 135 to 3440 and encodes 1101 amino acids. The record is from RefSeq and is a predicted model, not a curated record. The transcript is spliced from 20 exons. Gene Ontology annotation, biological process: mitotic chromosome condensation. Gene Ontology annotation, molecular function: protein binding. NCBI's taxonomy places the organism in Eukaryota, Metazoa, Mollusca, Gastropoda, Aplysiida, Aplysiidae.